AUGUGGAAGGAGGGUCGCAUGCUCCCGGAAAUCAAAAGCAGUGUGUUCUGGGAGUGCUCGCCAGCGUACAACGGUGGAGACAGCCUCUUCCACUCCAAGAUCAAGAGCGCCGCGCGUGUUCUACCCGCAAAGACGCCCGCUGAUCGGAACCCAUUUGCGAUGCACCUCCGGCGCGCCCGUGGCGUCCCGGUGAGCUUCCGGAGCAGCAGCACGCCGUCGACAACACUCGUGAUCCCACCCGACUCCGGAAAAAACUUCUCUCACAUUGGCAAUUUUUACAAGCACUCCACCCUCGGCGAGAGAAAGGCGUUGUGGAGGAAGGUUGCGAUAGAACUCGAGAAGAAACUUGCUCGCGGGGAGACGGUGUAUGUCAGCACACACGGCGGCGGCGUGCACUGGGUGCACGUGCGCUUGUCGCUGACGCCGAGGUACAAUGUGACUGAUGUGGCGUAUGUGGCGUGA
Molecule: messenger RNA, 462 nt
Organism: Ectocarpus siliculosus
Lineage: Eukaryota; Phaeophyceae; Ectocarpales; Ectocarpaceae
Source: the annotation of a GenBank genome assembly